Neltuma alba is the source of this 1077-nucleotide messenger RNA. RefSeq names its product GDSL esterase/lipase At5g03610-like. The record is from RefSeq and is a predicted model, not a curated record. The transcript is spliced from 4 exons. Gene Ontology annotation, molecular function: hydrolase activity, acting on ester bonds. Lineage: Eukaryota; Viridiplantae; Streptophyta; Magnoliopsida; Fabales; Fabaceae. The coding region runs from base 1 to 1077 and encodes 358 amino acids.
AUGGGGGUACAUAUUUUCUUUCCUUCAACAAAUGAAUCAAGAUCCAUCCAUGACGAUCCCAAAACUCAAUCCCUAUUCACUCUCUUUCUCUUCAUCCUCGUCAUUCUCAAUAAUAUUAUUGCAGAAGCCAGAAGAAGCUCAAGGGGUGGGUUUCAUGGGACAAAACUGUUUGUUUUUGGAGAUUCAUACGUAGACACAGGCAAUUUCCUGCGUUCUGGAUCCUAUAAGCCACCUAACGGAAUCACUUUUCCUGGGAAACCUGCUGGCAGAUUUAGUGAUGGUCGCGUUCUUACUGAUUAUAUAGCUUCAUUUUUGGGAAUAAGAACGCCAGUAGCAUACAGAUAUAGAAAUUACGUAGAGAAAUCAAAACUACAACAUGGGAUGAACUAUGCGCAAGGAGGGACUGGAAUUUUUAACUCAAUAUUAACUAAUGGACCAAACCUUACCACCCAAAUCAAUUCUUUCCAAAAGCUAGUUCAACUAAAUGUCUACACCAAACACGACCUUAGAUCCUCAGUUGCUCUGGUCAACGUUGGUGGUAACGACUAUGCCACAUUUCUUCAAACAAAUGGCAACCUCAAGGAUGUAGGAGCAUUUUCGUCUGGUCUAGUGAACCAGCUUUGUUUGGACCUAAAAGGUAUUGAAGGCAUGGGAGUGAGGAAAAUAGCUAUAACGUUAAUGAUGCCAAUGGGGUGUGCGCCUCAGCAAUCUGUGAACACUUCCUACACAAAGUGUGCUGAACUUCCAAAUGUUGUUGCCAGAAAUCACAACCAGCAGCUUCUUCAUUGCCUCGCAAACCUAAAACAAUCAUCAGUGUUUUUAACACUCGAUCUCUACAAUACUUUCAACUCCGUUAUCUCUUCAAUGGCCAGAAAGCGUGCUAAAAAUCCGAGGCUAAUGAAUCCAUUAGAGCCAUGUGUAAGGGUUGAAGUGGAGAAAGAAGGGAAACAUAAAUAUAAAGUAUGUGAGAAACCAGAAGCAUCAUUCUUUUGGGACCAAGCUCAUCCCUCUCAAAAUGGUUGGCAUUCCGUCUACAGUCAGCUGCAAUCUUCCCUCCACCAACUUCUUCAAAAUUGA